Rhododendron vialii is the source of this 2468-nucleotide messenger RNA. RefSeq names its product UPF0481 protein At3g47200-like. Lineage: Eukaryota; Viridiplantae; Streptophyta; Magnoliopsida; Ericales; Ericaceae. The record is from RefSeq and is a predicted model, not a curated record. Bases 313 to 2052 code for a protein of 579 amino acids. The transcript is spliced from 2 exons.
AAACAAAAACUUCGGUGACAGCCAACCACUGAAAACAUCUCAAUGACCCGCCACUUAAUGCUUGUUCGCGAUGCCAUAGUGGUUGGCAUAUUAGUGUUACAUCAUGAUAAGCGACUGAGUGUUUCCAAGUUCAGGAGUACUUUUUUUUUCACCCACCUAAUAAUGGAUGAACAUUACUCACUGCUCUGUGAGCCCUCUCUAUAUAUAGAUCCCAGCAUGGGUUCUGUCUUUAUAUCUCAAACCCAACACACUGCCACCAAGUAUAACACAACUGCUUCUUGAUUUCAUUGAAGCAAUAUCCGCCCAACUGAAAUGAGUCAAGGGGAGAGUCAUGAGCCUCCUGAGGAAAUCGAAUGCUUAACCCCUUUGAUUGGCUUCCAGCCAACUGAAAUGAGCCAAGAAAACCUUCAGGAAAGUAAGAAACUCGGUGAGGCUUCCCAGAAAACCGAAAUCGUCUCCCCUUUCAAUGACCAGAAGCAGUUCCACCCAACCGAAAUGAGUACUCAAUGGGGAAAUGUCCAUGUAAACCUUCAGGACCUCAGUCAGAAAUUUGUUGAAGCUUCCCAUAUAAUCAAAUCCUUCUCCUCUUUCAUUUACCAAAAGCAACUCCACCCGACGGAAAUGAGUCAAGGUGGAAAUGAUCAGCAAAAGCUUCAGGAAUUCAGUGAGAAGCUUGGUCAAGCUGCCCAAAAAACCAAAUCCUUCUCCUCUUCAGCUUGUAUUUAUAGGGUGCCCGCAGAGCUCCGUGCCCUGAAGAGAAGCACCUACGCCCCACGCCUCAUCUCUAUAGGCCCGUAUCACCAGAAACAUCAUCUCCUGAGAUCACCCAUGCAACAAGUCAAGAUGAGCUACGCGAAUUCCCUACUUCGUCGGGUGGGAUCAGUUGAGAAGAAAGAGUUCACGGAGGUGUUACGAGAAUGCGUAGAGCGAAUGAAGAUGUGGAAAGACGAUGCAAAUAAAUGCUAUGCAGAUGAUGACAUUAGCGAUGGGGAUCUACUCGAUGAGGAAAUGAUGGUGGUGGAUGGUUGCUUCAUCCUUGAAGUUCUCUACAAAUUCAGGAACAAGACCGUGUACUUAGAGGGACAAAUGACAGCAGAUCCUAUUUUCGGAAGAGAUUCAACUGCCAGCACUGUGCUACACGACUUGCUGCUCUUCGAGAACCAAAUUCCUUUGUUUGUGCUUGAGCAUUUGUUCGAACUCACGGUGGCUCGGAUCCACAAGAACUCGUUGCUCUCCCCUUAUGUGUAUGACUACUUUGCCAACUUGAUGAGUCCAGCAGGAAGUUCCACCAACAAUCGUGCCGCUGAAAAUUGUUGUUCGCCUCGUGACUGUGUCCUUUGGGUUUUCGACAAUAAAAUGAAUGAUUCCAAACCUGAAAGAGAAGCUCCAGAUGGUAAUGAUAAAUGCUAUCAUAUCCUCCAUAAACUACAUGAUUAUUACCGUCCUCGUGCUCAAAAAGAAAAAAAGGAACUUAGUGAAAUCAUGCCUUCUGCAUCAGAACUUGCUUACGCAGGAGUGAAGUUUGUACCCGGUACGGGAGACAAUCUGUUCAAGGUCAAGUUCACUGAACCAGAAGGCCCGUUAUGGUGGUUUCGCAGAGCUCAUUUCGAAAUCCCACCACUUGGAAUAUACGAUCCCACUGAGUCAUUCCUCAGGAACCUCAUUGCCUUCGAACAGUGCUGCCCUGGUGUUUCACAGGACUUCACGUCUUACGCAUACCUCAUGAACAUGCUCGUGAACUCCAAUAAAGACGUCCAGGAACUCGAAAAGGCUGGAGUUGUGCAUAACUACUUGGGUUCCAGCGAGGACGCCACCCAUUUGUUCAACACGCUGUGCAAGGAAGUUUCGCUACAAGAGUUCUACUUCACCGACACGUGCAACAGAGCCACCAAGUACAGCAAGCGUUGUUGGCCGAGGAACAUGGCGCACGUGGAACGCAAGUAUUUUGCUUCUCCGUGGGCAUUCAUAGCCUUCUGUUUGGCCUUCAUCCUUUUCGCCAUUACCGUUGUUCAAUUCGUAAGAAGUUUCAACUCAAUAAAUGCGGAGGUAUAGUUGCUGAUGCUUCAUGUGUGCUGUGCAAUAGUGGUAAUGUGGAGAAACACAACCACCUGUUUUAUAUUGUCCUUAUUCUAGUGCUGUCUGGGGAGAUGUGUUGAAGCGAAAUCAAGUGCGUAGAUGAAAAGUCUCUGGCUUUGCUAGUGCUAAAAUCUCUAAUUCAAUUAGAGAUGAUAUGCUGUCUUGGAGGAAUGUGAAAGACACUCAGGAAAACAGGGAGAUUCGCAGGGCGUGGAACAUUCCCCAGUGGAUACUUUAGCUUCUUCGGUUAUUUUUGUUGUACAGAGUUGUGUUUUGAUGUUGCUCUGAGCCUGCUGUUUCGGCUCUAUUUUUUUCUCUGUUGGGUCUUGCAUGACCUCUUGUAUCCUUUUCUCGAUUGGCUUUGUGUAUUUGCUUGGGCUGUUCAAUGAAAA